Melampsora larici-populina 98AG31 is the source of this 1590-nucleotide messenger RNA. RefSeq lists its product as uncharacterized. Gene Ontology annotation, molecular function: histone binding; DNA binding; nucleosome binding. Gene Ontology annotation, cellular component: nucleus; FACT complex. Bases 1 to 1590 code for a protein of 529 amino acids. The record is from RefSeq and is a predicted model, not a curated record. The transcript has 8 exons. NCBI's taxonomy places the organism in Eukaryota, Fungi, Basidiomycota, Pucciniomycetes, Pucciniales, Melampsoraceae.
AUGACUGCCGCCAUUGCCGACUUUGAAAAUAUCUUUCGAGGGUUAGGUCCCACUCCUGGAAAGUUACGAAUUGCUGCGAGUGGAUUGGGUUGGAAACCUGUUGAUGCAAAUCCAGUGGUGACAGUACCCAAAGAUGAAAUUAAAUGGGUUCAAUGGAUCAAAGUCGCAAGAGGUUAUCAGCUUAGGAUUGGAUUGAACCGAGAUCGUUCAGAUAUCAAGAUUGGAGAUCGUCGAAGGACAACUUUUGAUGGAUUCCGAGCUGAUGAUCAUGAUAAACUUGCCAACUUAUUUAAACAACAUUUUCAUGUGACAUUGGAAACCAAGGAUAUGAGUUUACGAGGAUGGAAUUGGGGAAAAGCUGAUGUUCAAGCUUCCGAUUUAGCUUUCAUGGUAGCAGGAAAGCCAGCCUUUGAAGUACCUUUGGCAUUUGUACAUAAUGCAUCAAUCACCAAAACAGAAGUAGCGCUCGAAUUUUUAGAUCAAGCAGUUUUACAACCCAAAGCCGAUGGACUUUCAGGAUCAAUCAAGAAUGCAAGAAAGACAGUCACCGAUCAAUUGGUAGAAUUAAGAUUAUAUGUACCAGGAAAUGCAUCUUCAAAUAAUGCAGCUGAGAAUGGAACUAAUGCUGGGAGUGAUAUAGAUGAUACGGGUGAUGGUGAUGGUGAUGGGAUGAGUGCUGCUCAAGCUCUUCAUGAUAUGGUCAUGGACAAAGCUGAAAUUGGUCGGGUUCAAGGAGAAGGAAUCGUCACUUUCCCUGACGUGCUUUGUACAACACCUCGUGGAAGAUACGAUAUUGAUAUGUACUCCGAUUUCCUUCGCUUACGUGGUAAAACUUAUGAUUAUAAAGUAUUAUAUUCGAGUAUUCUACGUCUUUUUCUCUUGCCUAAGCCAGAUGACAUUCAUUUCAACUUUGUGGUACAACUCGAUCCACCGAUACGACAAGGUCAAACUCGGUAUCCGUUUUUAGUAAUGCAAUUUGCAAAGGAUGAGGAGAUGGAUGCUGAAUUGAAUCUUGACGAUGAGACCCUAACAUCUACAUUUCAACAAGAACAUAAUAAGGUGGAAGGACAAGCCCAUGAAGUUGUAUCCAUCAUUUUCAAAGGACUAGCGAGGAAAAAAAUCAUAUUCCCACAGAAUUUCACAAGCGUUACCGGACAAACAGCCGUUAAAUGUAGUAUGAAGACUAACGAGGGUCUAAUAUAUUUCCUCGACAAAUAUAUCCUCUUCAUUUCAAAACAACCUUUACUUGUUGCACUCUCUGAUCUCCAUUCAGUUAAAUUCGCAAGGGUAGGUGGAGCUUUACAAUCUGGUAGAACAUUUGAUCUUGUUCUAAAGAAGAAGGAUGAAGUGGAUCUUCAAUUUUCAAGUUUAAGUAAAGAAGAACAUACAGUGAUUGAUGAAUAUUUUAAAGGAAAAGGGAAGAAAGUAUUGAAUGAGAUGAAUGAAGAUGCGAUGACUGCAGCUGCUGUAGCUCUUUCGGAUGAUGAAGAUGAACCGAUGGAUGAGGAUAGUGCGGAUGAUAGUCGGAAAGGUGAAAAGAAAGCUGCUCGUGGUGGUGAUGAUGAAGAUGAUGAAUCAGGUCAGCUUUGA